Molecule: messenger RNA, 1792 nt
Organism: Mytilus californianus (California mussel)
Lineage: Eukaryota; Metazoa; Mollusca; Bivalvia; Mytilida; Mytilidae
Product: syntaxin
Exons: 10
Coding region: 222-1097 (291 amino acids)
Biological process (GO): intracellular protein transport; exocytosis; vesicle fusion
Cellular component (GO): plasma membrane; SNARE complex; endomembrane system
Molecular function (GO): SNAP receptor activity; SNARE binding
Source: RefSeq, a predicted model, not a curated record
UAUUUACCCGCUAAAAAAAAAAACAUUAAGUGCGACACAGCCGGAAGAAGGAAACCCCGCAUGAACUUGCGCACUUGCUUGUGUUAUGAUGGUAGACGAUAUUAAAAUUGUAUCGAUUUUCUUAUGUAUCAUCGGAAUUUGGAAGUAACAUGUAACAUUACAUACAAAGACUACAGUGAUCUUAAUGAGUUGAUGAAAAUAGUUUACACUUAAGUUGAAAAAUGACCAAAGAUCGUCUUGCGGCUUUAAAAGCGGCACAGAGUGAUGAUGAUGACGCAGACGAUGUUGCUGUCAAUGUUGACAGUGGUGGUUUCAUGGAGAUGUUCUUUGAACAGGUGGAGGAGAUUAGGGGGAUGAUAGAUAAAAUAUCAGCAAAUGUGGAAGAUGUGAAGAAAAAACACAGUAUGAUUUUAAUGGCACCACAAAAUGAUGAUAAAAUGAAAGAAGAAUUAGAAGAAUUAAUGUCAGAUAUAAAGAAAACAGCAAAUAAAGUCAGGGGUAAAUUAAAAGUGAUAGAACAAAAUAUAGAACAAGAAGAACAUUCCAAUAAAUCCUCGGCAGAUUUACGUAUACGUAAAACACAGCAUGCAACUUUGUCUCGAAAAUUUGUAGAAGUUAUGAAUGAUUAUAAUUCCUGUCAAAUAGACUAUAGAGAAAGAUGUAAAGGCAGAAUAAUACGACAGUUAGAAAUAACUGGUCGAACGACUACAGAUGAACAGUUAGAAGAUAUGCUGGAAUCAGGAAAUCCUAAAAUAUUUACGCAAGAUAUCAUAAUGGAAACACAGCAAGCCAAACAAACACUUGCUGAUAUUGAAGCUAGACACAACGAUAUUAUAAAAUUAGAAAAUAGUAUACGUGAAUUACAUGACAUGUUUAUGGAUAUGGCUAUGUUAGUAGAACAACAGGGUGAAAUGAUAGAUCGUAUAGAAUAUAAUGUUGAACAAGCAGUUGAUUAUAUAGAAACAGCCAAAAUGGACACUAAAAAAGCUGUAAAAUACCAAAGUAAAGCUCGACGGAAAAUGAUAAUGAUUAUAAUAUGUGUAAUAGUAUUAUUGGCUGUUAUAGCACUUAUAAUUGGUAUAAGUGUUGGAACAUAGUAAACUAUUGUUAUUAUGAUGUUAAGUCUCGUUUUUGCUCAAACUUAGGAACAGCUGUUUUCCUGCAUCCUGACAGGUUCACCAAAUAUUGUUUACCAUGUCACUAAAUAUAUAUACAGUCAUACUCGUAUGAAAAGAACAUCAGCUGAUCAGAUGUAUAUUUAAAUUUAGUUCAUUCUAAUUACUCGAUUCAGAGAAUACCAGGUUCUGUUUUAUUAAGCUCUUUCAGAAUCUAAUGCAUUCUGGGUAAUAUUUUCACAGGCAUACACCAAAAUGCUGUGAUUUACUUAAAAUGUCCAAACAAUUGAAAUUCAAUCAAUGAUAAGACGUUGUUCUCAUUUUUUUUUAGUACGAGCAAUGAAAUUACACAUAGUUCUUCAGAUUCUGAAAUUGUAAAUUGUUAACAAUGGCAUUUUAAUUUUUGAACUUUAAAAUGGAAAUUUUAGCAAUAAUUACUGGUGUUUAGGAUGGAGUGGUGUGACUGUAUAAUAUUCUGCCAUAUAAAAAUAUACACAUCACUGGACACAUAUACUUGUGCUAAUUACAAACGUGAAAAUACUUUUUUGUUCCUUUGUUCUGAAUUAAGAAAAGGGCUUUUUUAGUAUUAUUAACAAAAGUCAUUAUUCUUUGAAUUGUUAUAAAGUAAAAAAAAAUAUCAACCAAAAGAAUGGGAAAACAAUGUCAUUUCAGUAUAA